Molecule: messenger RNA, 2003 nt
Organism: Contarinia nasturtii (swede midge)
Lineage: Eukaryota; Metazoa; Arthropoda; Insecta; Diptera; Cecidomyiidae
Exons: 5
Coding region: 1-1806 (601 amino acids)
Source: RefSeq, a predicted model, not a curated record
AUGACCGUAUUUCGUGAUUUGGACACUGGAACUUUUUAUACUGAAUGGUAUAGAAAACCAGUUGCUUCGGGACUAUUGCUUAACUACAAAUCAAUUCACCCCAUGAAUCAGAAGAUUAGUGUCGUUACUGGGCUCAUUGAUCGUGAUAAUCGCCUUAGUCAUACACGGUUCAAAUAUGAAAAUGAUGAACUAGUAACGAAGAUGUUGACGGGAAACGAUUACCCACUGAGAUUGAAGCCGAGUGUGAUGCACAAGAUAUGGAUGAACAAGAAGCAAGUGGAUGAACAAGAAGCCGAGUGUGAUGCAACAGAAUAUGCAGUGCCACAUGGUUGGCUUCAACACACCAGCGACAAACAAAACGAAUGGUACAAGUACGUUUACGAAAUGAUAAGACUGCAAUUGUGGAUUGACGAUCGCAAUAUUCUGCCGCAAAAUGAAGAUAACCAAUGGAAAACUUUCAAUGCAAUUCCACAAAAUGGCAAUGAUCUACAUCACAUUCGCUUCGACACCGAAGGCUGGAUUGAUGUUACUAAUUUACUGUUGUCAAACUCAUUUAAAACACAGAGAAAUGCAAAAGGUGCUUGGGAUACUGACGACAUGAAUAACUUUUGGAAACGCUUUGUCGAUAUCGAAAAAUUGAACAAACCGAGCCAAAAAUUCGGCUUCUCGUUCACCACGAAUGGUAUAAGCGCUCAUUUGGUUAGACCCAAGCGAUGUGCUACCGUUGAUGAGCAGCAACAAGAUCAGCAGCCAAGCACAAGCACCAGCAACAACAAUAACAGUAACAGUCGUCCACCGGUAAUUAUACCGCCCGAUGUCCAAGCAGCAUACGAAACGGAAAAGCGUAUUACAAAAAUUUAUGGUGAUGAUCCUGGCAUGAAAGUUAUGGUUGCCUCCACAUGUCUGGACUUGGAGACAGGCAUUGAAACAUCGUAUCGUUUAAAAACGAAGCAAUGGCAUCAUCGGUCGGGCACUUUUAGAAGACGAACAAAACUCUUUCGCUACACCGGCGACUUUGAGAAAAGGUGUAAACAAAUCCGCGAAAACCACGAUGAGUACCCGCAGCAACCAUCGCCCAAAAGUCGAAAUUUCGAUAAAUAUCUCGACUAUCAAAUUCGAGUGUUCAACGAAUCGUGUGAAGUGAAAUAUCAAGAUCCUGUUACACGAUUGAAAUUCGACAAGUACGUUGAACGAGAGAAAAUGUUUCAUGUUAUAGCGAAGGAAAUGACCGGUCUGGCAAAGAAAAUCGAAAACCGUGCGGAUCGAACAAUCAUUUAUGCGGUAGGCGAUGCAAGAUUUGCCGCUGGUUCGCCCAUAAAAGGACAUCUACGCAUGCCAAUAAGAGGCAUUAUCGCUAUACUGAACAAAUACUAUGUACUGUUAGUGGAUGUGGAUGAGUUUCGCACUUCAAUGCUUUGCAGCCGUUGUCAUUGUAUGCUUCAAAAGCCAAAAUACCAUAAACCAGAGAGCAGAAACAUUAAAGACCGUUUUCUAGUUUGCCCCAACUGUAAACCGGCAAAUAAUGUUCUGCCCGUUCCGGUUACAUGGGUUGGUCGAAUUCAUAAUUCGAAGAAGCACCUGCCAAAUGAUGGAAUGCAUUUUGAAUUCACUGCCGACAAACAACAGCAACGCAUGAAUCGCACAAAAGGAAAAUAUCUCACCAUUAUUUGGGAUCGAGAUAAUAAUGCGUCACGAAACAUGAUCUACAAGACGUUGUGUGCAUUGACCAGAACACCCAUGCAUCAUCAUUUUAGCCGUGAUACAAGCAGACCAACGGUCUUGGCUUGUACCACCAACCACAAAUAAACCACAACAAUAAUUUCUACCUAGGGCGUCUUGUUUUAUGAUAAAUAAGUAGUGAUUCUAGGAUUAAAGUACACUUUAAUCCUUUAAUCCACUUUGUUUUAUGAUAAAUAAGUAGUGAUCCUAGGAUAAAAGUACACUUCGGUGUAUUUGAAUUUGCUUUUGAAAUAAAUCACAGCUUGUCCAUAUAGAAUCGCAAA